Dama dama (fallow deer) is the source of this 306-nucleotide messenger RNA. RefSeq names its product defensin beta 116 (gene DEFB116). Gene Ontology annotation, cellular component: extracellular region. The record is from RefSeq and is a predicted model, not a curated record. Gene Ontology annotation, biological process: innate immune response. NCBI's taxonomy places the organism in Eukaryota, Metazoa, Chordata, Mammalia, Artiodactyla, Cervidae. Bases 4 to 306 code for a protein of 100 amino acids. The transcript is spliced from 2 exons.
GUCAUGAAGCCUUGUUUAAUGACCAUUUCCAUCCUUCUGAUCCUGGUUCAUAAGACUCCAGGUGGCCUGUACAGAUCCUAUUAUGGCAAGAACCAAGAAGAGUCUUGGAAUCCAUGCCAGCUUCACCAAGGCACAUGCCGAAAUGCCUGCAGAAAAUAUGAACUUCCAUACUUAACCUGUCUAAAUCACGAAAAGUGCUGCCUAAAAUUUUUAGUGAAAGUGGAAAGUGCAAACAAUAUGAAGCAGGAGUCUAACUCCAGCUCCAGUUUGUCGGUUACAACGCUUUCAAACUAUUCUCAGAUUUGA